GGCGCGGCGUGGGGCCCGGCUUGCGGCGGCUGCAUCCUGGCGCCUGCUGGCGCUGGGGCAGGACGGGGGACGCGGGCAGGGCCGCAGCGGCGAGGGCAGACUGCUGGGCUUGAGCCCUAGUCUGGCUGGACAGGCGCCCCGGGAACCGCAAGGGCGCCACGGAAAUGCCGAGAUAAAACACAGACGAGGGCCGCAUGUAAGGACACGGCGUGUGGGUGGACAGAGCCACGGCAGGAAGGCUGUGAACUUGAUGGCGUGUGAGGCAGGGUGCCGUCCCCUGGGUGUGUUCGAGUGCCAGCUCUGUGCCCUGACAGCUCCGUACAGCUAUGUGGGACAGAAACCCCCCAAUACCCAGUCUAUCGUGCUCUGGCUACUUCGGCUGUGACCUGGGGAGGCACGGGGCAGAGGUCGAGGGCCACGUGGUUCUUCAAGAACCGGGGCCCUGCCUGCCUGGCCCACAGUGCAUCACCGGUGCCCUGGCUGGAAGAGCUCAGCACCUGCGGAUGAAGGCACCUUGCUCGCCCCGCAUUUGGGGCUGUGCCUUGUCUUCAUUCCUGCUGGUUCCUCAGGAGCUACUCUGUUGGCGAGAAACCUGCCUGCCUCGUCCUCUUGCACUGGUGGGAACGUUGGCUUCACUUCUGUCCUGCAGCCUGCUGGAGGAGAGCUAUGUCAUGAAGGACCCCUUUACCCCAGACAAGGACAGAUUCCUGAUCCUCGGCUCCAGAUGCACCUUAUGCAGCAGGCUGGUGUGUGUGGGCCCGGAAUGCAGUUUAUUCUACUCCAAGAGGUUUUGCCUGCCCUGUGUCCAGGAGCACAUCGAUGCCUUCCCUCAGGAAAUCCGGCAAGACUUGGAGAAAAGGAAAGUUCCAUCAAAGAGGCAUUCCAGCCAGCCCGGUUCUCGGACUUGAGUGCCGCUGGGGUCCAGCCUGCAGCAGCAGCAGGGUGGGAUGAGAAGGCACCCAAAGGGCAGAUUUCAGCUGACAUCCUGUGAACCAGCCCAGCGCUCCAGAGCUCUGCAGGGCAGGCACAGAGGGCGGGCCAGGAACUGGCCACAGAGGGAGCCGCGGCCAGCCCUUCUGUUCUUCUGGACUGGAGCUCUAGGCCUUCUGUCAGGGUCGGGCCUGGCCCCCUUCCUGCUCCCACACCGCCGGGCGCACAGGCCCUUGUGCCUUUUGUGUGAUUCAUCAGACGCAGGAGUGCCUGCCUUGCCAGGCUGCUCUGCGGGGCCCUGUGGACGAGGCAGUGAAUGGACGAGGCCCAGCCUCAGAGCUGCCAGUCCCGGGUGGGGAGACCCUGUGUGCUUGUGUUCGGAUCAUGCUGGCCGUGCUCACGCACAGGCAGGAGGAUCUGUCCCCGCCAGCCAGCACUACAGCGCUGCCGUCCCAGCAAGUGAGUGUUCACCUGGCAAAGGCGCCAUUUGGCAGUGGCUCCCAGGGAGGCUUCAGGUGCCCGUGUGGGCAGGUGCCCGAGGUAUGCUAAGAGCUGCGGGAUGUGACUGGGCGGUCCGGUGGGUUUGUACUCCCCACCCAUGUGUGAUGCUGGAAAAUGUUUUGAUCUCCAUCAUAUGUUUAUGAUUAAAAACCCAAACCACCA
This is a messenger RNA of Manis pentadactyla (Chinese pangolin), 1593 nucleotides long. It is a transcript of the gene CDPF1, whose product is annotated as cysteine rich DPF motif domain containing 1. The transcript has 5 exons. Bases 327 to 908 code for a protein of 193 amino acids. Lineage: Eukaryota; Metazoa; Chordata; Mammalia; Pholidota; Manidae. The record is from RefSeq and is a predicted model, not a curated record.